AUGACUACCGACCAGAAGAAACCUGGCCUUGACAGCAGCGCCUCCAAUGGGGAGAAGAUUAAGCAUGGCCAGAUGGACAUCCUCACCCAUCGGUCGGGGCAAGAUAAAGAUGUUGCAGUGCAGUUUCUCGCCCAGCUCGAUCCCGCCAUCAUGGCGGCACCCAUCUCCGACGCAGAGGCGCGACGCGUGCUGUGGAAGAUUGAUUUGAUAUUGAUCCCAUUGAUCAUGGUCACUUGUGUGCUCGCCGCAGUCGACAAGGUCAUCAUCUCCAAUGCCGCUAUCUACGGUAUGGAGACUGAUACCCAUCUCACCGGCAACCAAUAUUCCUGGGUGGGCUCGAUAUUCUACUUUGGCUACCUGCUCUUCGAGUACCCUGCUGCGCUACUCAUCCAGCGGCUCCCCGUAGCCAAACUCUACGUGGGAAUGGUCUUCGCUUGGGCAGUCAUGAUGUUGUGCACGGCCGCUACGCAGAACUUUGCAGGCCUGGCGACAGUGCGCUUCCUCAUGGGCAUGCUCGAGGCAUCGGUGUUUCCCAUCUCCAGCAUCCUAACGGUCAUGUGGUGGAAGACGAGCGAACAGCCUCUCCGGGUAGCCUUCUGGUUCAACCAGCUGUCGUCCGUCUUCUCUGGAGUCGUCAGCUACGGCAUCUGA
Messenger RNA from Aspergillus piperis CBS 112811, 651 nucleotides. Its product is annotated as MFS general substrate transporter. Gene Ontology annotation, cellular component: membrane. Gene Ontology annotation, molecular function: transmembrane transporter activity. Gene Ontology annotation, biological process: transmembrane transport. The coding region runs from base 1 to 651 and encodes 216 amino acids. The record is from RefSeq and is a predicted model, not a curated record. The transcript has a single exon. NCBI's taxonomy places the organism in Eukaryota, Fungi, Ascomycota, Eurotiomycetes, Eurotiales, Aspergillaceae.